AUGGCGACCUCCAAGUUUCCGGCGACGCUUUUCUUGAAGGCUAAGCCCCCGGUGCAAUUCCUCUGCUUCCAUUUUCCGUCCAUCUACACCGCCCUCUUCUCCCUCUCCGGUUUCCUCCUCUUCCUCGUCUUCCUCCUCCGGCACACUCAGCCGCCGCAGAUCCUCCUCCUCAGUCCCUGCACCCUCGCCGCCCCAUCCGCCGACCCAGUGCCGCCUCCUUUCUCCUCGCCUCCUCCUCCUCCGACGCACGCAGAAGAUGCGGCCAAGAAAGGAAAUACGACGACGACGACCAAGAAGCACUGCGAUCUUUUUGACGGCAGGUGGGUGCGCGACGAAGGGAACCCGAGCUACCCGCCAGGCUCCUGCCGCUUCAUCGACGUCGCCUUCGACUGCUUCAGCAACGGCCGGAAGGAUCUCAACUACACCAAGAUGCGGUGGAAGCCGAACGGGUGCACCCUGCCCAGGCUUCGUGGUAAGAAGAUGCUGAAGCUGUUGAGGGGGAAACGAUUAGCGUUCGUGGGCGAUUCCUUGAACCGCAACAUGUGGGAAUCUCUGCUCUGCAUACUGACGAACUCUCUCGACGAGCGGCAGCGGAGCCGCGUGUUCGAGGUCUCCGGCCGGAGCGAGUUCCGGUCCGACACCGCCUACGCCGUCAGAUUCGCCGAUUACAAUUGCUCGAUCGAGUUCUUCCGCGCGCCCUUCCUGGUGCGAGAAAUCUCGAGCACGGAGACGCUCCGCCUGGACUUGAUGGAGGCGGCGGCCGAGGCCUACGCCGACGCCGACGUACUGGUUUUCAACUCCGGCCACUGGUGGACCCACCCGAAGACGUCCAAAGGGGAGAACUUUUACCAGGAAGGCGACAACGUCUUCCCGAAGCUGAGCGCGGAGGAAGCUUACCGGAAGGCGUUGAAGACGUGGGCCAAUUGGGUCCGGACACGUAUACAACCCAGCCGGACACGGGUCUUCUUCCGGGGAUACUCGUGGUCUCACUUCAACGGCGGCCAGUGGAACUCCGGCGGCAACUGCGACGGGGAGACCGAGCCUAUCGUCGACGAGAAGCACCUCGCGAGGUACUUUAAGCUGACGGAGGUGCUCGAGUCCGAGAUUGCGGAGAUGAACGCGCCUAAUUUGCUCUAUCUUAACAUUACGAGGAUGACGGACUACCGGAAGGACGCGCAUCCGUCGGUGUAUCGCUCGCCGGAGGCGGCGAGGAAGCCCGGCGAGGCGCAGGACUGCAGCCACUGGUGCCUCCCUGGGGUGCCUGAUGCGUGGAACGAGCUCUUGUAUGCAAUGCUCAUGGUAGAAAUUACACGUAAAGGCGGGAAAAGCUUCUUAUUGGUAAUAACCAAAAAGAAGUUGGCUCCUUGUGCUAUUGGAGGCAGGAAUUGA
Molecule: messenger RNA, 1389 nt
Organism: Zingiber officinale
Lineage: Eukaryota; Viridiplantae; Streptophyta; Magnoliopsida; Zingiberales; Zingiberaceae
Product: protein trichome birefringence-like 1
Exons: 7
Coding region: 1-1389 (462 amino acids)
Cellular component (GO): Golgi apparatus
Molecular function (GO): O-acetyltransferase activity
Source: RefSeq, a predicted model, not a curated record